CUUUUCUUGAACUUUUUGUUUAAAGAAAUUUCAACUCUAAUCAAAUAAAGGGGAAACAGGGAACAGAACAGCCAUUAUUGGCUUUAUCGCCAAAUUCUUUCCUCCACUAUCUUUCUUCUUCUCUCCAAUUUCUCAAUCCCUUUUCCCUUAUUCCCUCCUUCUUGUUGUUCUAAUAAAUUCCAUCUCAUUUUCAUUUCUUAUAGCUUUUUAUAAUUGGCAAAGCAAAACUUGGUUCACUUUGUACUGCAUCCCAUUCCUUCUUUUACAAUUCAACAUUUUUACAUUUCCUUUGCUUUCUCUCUCUCGUUCUUUCUUUCGUUUUCAGUCCCUUGCAUUCAAGGACUUGGCUUUUAUUCUUCUAAGUCAUAUGCUGUUUCUGUUGUUCAAAGACUGAUCACAUAAAAGUGGUUGUGGCCCUCUUCUUCUUCUGUCUGUCUUCUUCUGGAGAUUGUUUCCAGUUAGUUUAUUUUGACAAUCUUUUAUCUUGUAGGAGUCUGAAUUUUUCAUUGCUUAUACCUAGCUAUGCCUAUGGUGACUCCAGAAAACUCAUGGUUUGGGGAAACCAGUAGAUAUGGAAGAUCAAGAAACCUUAAUCUCAAUCACAGCCAGAAUCAAAGAGAACCCAUCUCAGAAACAGAUCGAAUCCCUUCAAUUCUCAACUCAAAAUCAACCAUUUCUUCAUUGCUUUUCCCCACAGCUGAAAAUCCCACUACCCAGAAUAAAAAGAAGAACUUUUCAUCCGCAUCAUUUAGGGGAUUGGGAUGUACUGCAUCAUCACAAGUCUCGGUUCCUGCUGUUAUAAGAACCUCUGCUGAUUGGGAGACCAAGAAAGUGAAGAAGAAAAAGCAGAACAGCAAGAAAAACCAAGGCCUCCUAAAUGCACCUCCAACAGCUGUGGCAAUGGGUGGGAUAACAGCUUCUUCUUCUUCUUCUUCAGCAACGACGUCUGUACCUAGUACCAAUAAUGGCAGCAUUAACUCAUUAUCAUUAUCAUUAACUUCGAGUUGUGUGGCUGUGCCUGAUGUUUGGUGUGGUCCUGGGAUGGGGUUAACCACUGAUGCUGCCUCUGUUGAUUGUGUUGUUUCAAGAAGGCCUCUUUCUGGGAGGGGAAAAGUUGAUGGUGAAAAGAUGAGCCACAGAGAGCGCCCUUCAUAUUCUGCAAGGAGAAUGGUAACCCAGGAGGACAUCCCUUUUCUUGAUUCUGAUGCUUCCUUCUCUGUGCCUCGCUCCCGUAUAGAUUCAUUUGGAUCCCGGCAUCAUCGCCAUACUCGACAUGGUUUCCCUGAAGGUCUCGCUGAGAUUGUUAUGCUACAAAAUAAUCUUAUGAUGGGAGGAAGAUACGAUGGUCAUGAUCGAUACAGGGACUGGAGACUUGAUGUUGAUCACAUGUCAUACGAGGUGAGACGGUUUCUGAUGAUCUCUUUUUCAAAUUUCGGUCUAUUCACUUCGUGCAGGCGUUGUAGUUAGGCUUUGUUCUUGUGGUGCAAACAGGAACUGUUGGAACUUGGUGAAAGAAUCGGGUAUGUGAAUACUGGAUUGAAGGAAGAUGAGAUUAGUAAAUCUGUGAGAAAAGCCAAGGUCUCUGUUGCAGAUGAUCUGCGUUUGAGAAUUCAUACCGAGUUGGAACGGAAGUGCAGCAUUUGCCAGGUUAAGAUUAAACCAUUUUCGUGCUGUUGUCCCUCUAAUUCCGAAGUUUCAUCCAUUUCCAUGCCUUAUAGACUUUAAAGUGUUCCUAUUGUUCUUAUAUAGGAGGAAUACGAAGCUGAUGAUGAGAUGGGAAAGCUCAACUGUGAUCAUCUCUUCCAUCUUGAGUGCAUAAAGCAGUGGCUGGCACAGAAAAACGCAUGCCCUAUGUGUAAAACAGAAGUGGUGAAAAAUAGGUAGACCAGAUUGCAGACUGUUAUUGGUACCUUUGCUUAAUGAAUCUCUGAUGUAUAGAUUUCAUCCUGUUUAAAAGGCAAAGUAUUUUUGAGAUGGUAUCUCCAAUGGCCCCCCAUUCUAUAUGGCUCAGGCUCAGAAGAAUCAUGAGCCCUUGCCCUUAUCAAGCAAACCUGCAUCUUGAUGUAAGAUUAUUUGUAGUUAUAUAAAAGUUUGAAGGGAAUGAUGGAGCUUUCAACAGUUGUGAUAGCUUUAUCCUUUUCUUCAGAAAGUACACUUCUUCCAGAAUCAAUGCACUCUGUGUAGAUUGGUUGAUGAUGCCAUUAUACACAAAAGUUAUUGAAUUGUGAAAGACUGGUUCUUGCAUUCCAAUUUGGAUGGGGUCUUUUCCUUCAUUGUUGAUUGUCUCUAUCCUUGACCACCAUCCCUUCCCUCCACUAUAACUAAGAGGACAAAUCAAUUUGGGACGGAGAGAGUAAUCAUUUGACUUAAUUUAAUGAAUGUAAGGUGCCAUAGAAAAAGUUUAGACAGUUAAAAUGAUGAUAGUAGAUGCUUUUAAGGUGGGUGUUUGGCUAAAAAAAAAAAAUGGAGGUGAAGAAUGUAAAGAAGUGGGGAAUUUUAAGGGGGUGUUUGUUAGAUUCUUUUAAGAUCCAAUUAUUCACUCGGCCUUGGCAAAUUAUUGUAUAUACAGUUUUUGUAUUCUUGUUCGUGUAUAAACUCAUUUGGAUAUUUUCCAAAUUAUAAAUUUCCAUACCGAUAUUAUGGAACAAUUGAAUGUAUUAUUUUGAAAGUCCCAUGGUCCUAAAAUUAUACAGUUUAAAUUUUUUACCAUUUUAAAUUGUAUAAAAAUAAAAAAUUAAAGUAGACAACAGUUUCGGGACGGACUAUGAGCCGUAGUAUUAUGUAUUGAGUUUAUGUAAAUUGUAUAAAAAUAAAAAAUUAAAGUAGACAACAGUUUCGGGACGGACUAUGAGCCGUAGUAUUAUGUAUUUAUUGAGUUUAUGUUCGUGUAUUGAAGCUGGUGAAUGUUUACAAUGAAUGAAUGUGAACCCCCAAAAAUGUAAUUUUCUGUCAGUUUUCAACAUUUACUCCAAAUCUUACCGCUAUUAAGAUAAUUUUC
Messenger RNA from Oldenlandia corymbosa var. corymbosa, 2998 nucleotides. NCBI's taxonomy places the organism in Eukaryota, Viridiplantae, Streptophyta, Magnoliopsida, Gentianales, Rubiaceae. The record is from the annotation of a GenBank genome assembly.